This is a messenger RNA of Diceros bicornis minor, 3070 nucleotides long. RefSeq names its product limb and CNS expressed 1 like (gene LIX1L). The transcript is spliced from 6 exons. Lineage: Eukaryota; Metazoa; Chordata; Mammalia; Perissodactyla; Rhinocerotidae. Gene Ontology annotation, biological process: autophagosome maturation. The coding region runs from base 113 to 1126 and encodes 337 amino acids. The record is from RefSeq and is a predicted model, not a curated record. Gene Ontology annotation, cellular component: cytoplasm.
GGCUGGGCUCCGGCACCGCCUUCAGUCCCUGGGCGCUCACUGGCGAGGGUGGCUGGGACCGUUAGCUCGCCAGGCUGGCAGGCUCCGGGCCGCUACUCCACUGGCGGCCGGGAUGGAGACGAUGCGAGCGCAGCGGCUGCAGCCUGGAGUGGGCACCAGCGGGAGGGGCACUCUGCGAGCGCUUCGGCCAGGAGUGACUGGGGCCGCGGCUGCCACCGCCACACCCGCAGCGGGCCCCCCGCCGGCCCCGCCGCCCCCCGCACCGCCCCCGCCGCCGCUGCUCCUGUCGGGGGCCCCGGGGCUGCCGCUGCCCCCCGGCGCCGCCGGCAGCCCCGCGGUGCUGCGAGAGGCCGUGGAGGCCGUGGUAAGGAGCUUCGCCAAGCACACGCAGGGCUAUGGCCGAGUGAAUGUGGUGGAGGCACUCCAGGAAUUCUGGCAGAUGAAGCAGUCUCGUGGGGCUGACUUGAAGAAUGGGGCGCUAGUGGUUUAUGAGAUGGUUCCCUCCAACAGCCCUCCCUAUGUCUGCUAUGUCACCCUGCCUGGGGGAAGUUGCUUUGGGAGUUUCCAGUUUUGCCCCACAAAAGCUGAGGCCCGGCGGAGUGCUGCAAAGAUUGCGCUAAUGAAUUCUGUGUUUAAUGAACAUCCUUCCCGAAGAAUCACUGAUGAGUUUAUUGAGAAGAGUGUCUCUGAGGCCCUAGCAUCUUUCAAUGGCAACAGGGAGGAAGCUGACAACCCAAAUACAGGGAUUGGUGCCUUUCGAUUCAUGUUGGAAUCCAACAAGGGCAAGUCAAUGUUGGAGUUCCAGGAGUUAAUGACAGUUUUUCAACUGCUGCACUGGAAUGGCAGUCUUAAGGCCAUGAGGGAAAGACAGUGUUCUCGGCAGGAAGUGUUGGCUCAUUAUUCACACCGGGCCCUGGAUGAUGAUAUUCGCCACCAAAUGGCAUUGGACUGGGUGAGCCGGGAGCAGAGUGUGCCAGGGGCACUGUCUAGAGAGCUGGCCUCUACUGAGCGGGAGCUCGAUGAAGCCCGCCUGGCAGGCAAGGAGCUGCGCUUCCACAAGGAGAAGAAAGAUAUUCUCAUGCUGGCUGCUGGGCAGUUGGGCAAUAUGCAUUCUUCCAACUGCUAGGCAUCCACCCACAUACUCCGCAUCCUCUCUUUUUAUGUCCUUUCUAAGACUUAGUAUGAUUUCUGUACAUACUUUCUCAAUUUUAUACUUUAAAAUACAGAGAUAUAUAUAUGUAUGUAUAAAUUCUACACCUGGAUUCCUAUUUGCUAAGAGAUCUGUUUUCUUACUUCUAGUUUUUGGAUGUAGUUUCAUUUGAAACAUCUCCACUUCACUUUACAAGAAGAGCAGGCUGUCUUCGGAGCUUUGUUGGCUCUUACACUCUCAGUAAUUCUGUGUAGUCAUUUCAAUAGCACAAAAUGAUUAAGUGUUCAUGUCUCCUUCUUUUAAAAUAACAGGGAGCUUGAAUAAGGACUAUGUGCCCCACCCUCACUCCCAUUCCUGCUUUCUCUUGGGCUCAAACAGGGUAUGAGUAUGAAACCUUCGACUUUGGUUUAUCUUGAGCUGGGCCUACUUGGUACCGAGUUGUUCCCUCAGUAACUAGAUAUUUCCUAGCCUCCACCACCCUCUCCCCACUACUACCUUACUCCUUUGCCUCCAAAUGGUACUUCAUUUUGAGGCUUCCUUACUUUAUUAUUUGGCAGGAAGUGGAGAUCUGGUUUCUUAUUUUUAAAAUCAAUCCUGAGAAACUGUCCAGGAACAAGAGAGGAAUUCGAAACACAGUUCACAAGAGUUUAUCAUCUAAGUUGCUUCUAGGGCAUAGAUACAAUACCAUACUGGUAGUCCAGAUUUCCGGAUGUACUCUACACUACAGAAGGGGUCAGGGUUGAAGUUGCUUAUCUUUCAACAUUCCCUUUUCACUCCUCCUCCCCUUCUCACCCAGCUUAAGCCCUAUAUUUAGACCUUCCUGCCUGCAGAGAUUGGUAGAAGGUAAAACAUAUUUCCCUCCUCUCUCUCUUCCCAUCACUUUGCUCUUUGGAAACAUUAUCUGUCCUGUUUGGUGAGGGCCACGUUCCUCUUACUUCCACGAAGUUGCUGCUGUUUAUGACUUUAGAUGUACAUACCUUAGAUUCACAUUUGUUUUCUUUCUUUUCUUUCCUCUUCCUCACAUUGAUUAUUAGAGCAUGAGCAUCAGGAAAAUUAGAUGAGACUUUUGCAUUGUGGCACUUCCUAAUUGGAACCGUGGGAGACUGCAGGAGGGGAAAGAAAAUCAAUGAUCAGCUAUUUGUGUUUUUAAUUUUGUUCUCUUCCCCCACCUCUCUUUUGAGUGAAAUAGGAGAGAAAUGAUCUGGAGUACAGCUAAAACAUUCCCCUUUGGGAGAACUUUUUGUAGGUCUCUCUGAGAUAUAUUUUCCCCUUGUUUCUCUAAUCUCCUUUAUACUAUAUUAUAGCUCAGUGCACUUUCUUGGGAAGUUUAAUGUUCAUGUAAUUGGACUUUUCAUUUAACAAUUUUACAGUUUGCUUUUAGAAAUAGGUUAGGAAACAGGCCACAGUUUGCUCUUUGGAUCAUAGAGGGACAAGAUGAAAGUCAGCUUUCUUGCUUUUUAAAUGAUCUUGGUAACCAGUAUAUAUGGGAUCAGAGGUAAGGAAUCUAGCAACAAUUGUAUUAGUGCUUGAAAAGGACUUCCUUGAAUUCUCCAGUCCCCAUCUCUGUAUUCCACGAAGCACAUAAAAGGUUGGAGUAGAGGAUCCUACAUUAAAAAAUAGGUGUGUCUAUUCAGUUUUUAUUGAUAUUUAUAAUCCAGAAAUCAUAAACCCUCAUUCCUCCUAUGCUCCUUUCUCUGAGAAGUGUUAAGGGGUAUGAGUUGUGGGAAGAACUUGUCCUUGCACCUCCUGGAUUUAUUGUUUUUCUCAAAUACCAACCAGUAAGAUCUCAAAGAACUUGAGAAAAAUUGUUCCCUGAUCUGUCCACUUUUGGUAUUAAAGAUUUUACUCACCAUUUACUACUUUCUAUGUAUUUUAUAUGUAUAAUUUUAUACAAUUAAAAAUAGAUUUUUGUCUAGUGAA